GUGUAUGUGUGUGUGUGUGUGUGUGUAUGUAUAUAUAGAUGAUUGUAAAUAAUGGUGUUUUGGGCCAUUGUUUACUCGCUGGUGAUAUUCCUGCACUUCGGUUGCCUGCAAGCAAAACCGGAGUCGCAAGGUUACUGUGCCCCAUACAGCGGCAAGAUCUGCAAGAGGUACCUCAGUGGCAUUGGGAAGGUAUGGUUUAAUGACUCCAAUGACAAUCCCGGUGGAUGGCUGAAUGAGAAGAUUACGGCAGAUCUGUGGGAGGAACUGAUAUCGACUCUUUUGGAGCCAUGUCGCUCAGCUGCAGAGAAAAUGCUCUGCAUGUAUGCAUUUCCACUGUGUCAUGAAUCAGUAGGUCUAUCUCUAUGCUAUGAAGACUGCAUGGCCGUGCGCCAGCAGUUUUGCUUCAAUGACUGGGCAAUUAUCGAGGAUAACAAACAGAGAGACAUUUACAUCCGUUCACGUGGACACUUUGUGCUACCAGAAUGUGAGAGUUUGCCUAAAAUCAAUAAGGAGACGCCCAGCUGUUCACAUGUACAUUUGACUGACAUGAACGAGGAAAUCGUCACUUAUGAUUGCAUCAGAGGCAAUGGUAGAUUUUAUAUGGGGAAGGUGAACAAGACUAAAUUUGGUUUAGACUGCCAGUCAUGGAGCGCGCAAAUACCACACAGUCAUGAUAAACCGCCUGACGUUUUCCCGCAGAUUCGCCACGGUGAAAAUUACUGUAGAAACGCGGGCGGCGACGAACCGAUGCCAUGGUGUUUCACGACUGAUCCCCUGAUACGCUGGCAGCAUUGCGAUAUUCCUGUAUGUGAUAACGUUACAACUAAAGUGGAAAUUGAACCAAAGGACAUAAUGAUGGAUACUUUAUUUAACAAUACACUGGUACUUAUACUAUCUGCGUUGGGCUUCAUAAUCGUAACUGGUGCACUGUUAUCUAUUUUGCUAAGUCAAAGACUGCACAAACGUCAUCGAGGCUAUAAUCCGACUGAUAAUCAAGAUGUGAAUAUUGAUUUAGAUAAGUUACCGAACAACGAGGCGUAUCAUAAGACGAGCGCGCAACUGAAUCCCAAGUUGGAGAAGCUGGAGUUCCCGCGGAAUAAUAUCAUCUAUGUGCGGGAUUUAGGUCAGGGCGCAUUCGGUCGCGUGUUUCAGGCGAAGGCACCGGGACUAGUUGCGGGCGAGGAGUUCACGAACGUCGCUGUGAAAAUGCUGAAAGAGGAAGCGUCGGACGAUCUAUUGCGAGAUUUCGAGCGGGAGGCGUGCCUCCUCGCCGAAUUCGAUCAUCCAAACAUUGUGAAGUUGCUGGGUGUCUGCGCGCUUGGACGGCCAAUGUGCUUGCUGUUCGAGUACAUGGGCCGUGGAGAUCUUAACGAGUUCUUGCGCUCGUGCUCGCCCAGCAAUUACGUAAUCCGCGUGCCUACCACGGAUGAAGGCGGUCCAACGGCGAGCGAGCCCUCGCGACUCUCGCACAUGGAUUUGAUCAACAUUGCACUGCAAGUGGCAUCUGGUAUGGUGUACCUAUCCGACCGGAAAUUUGUACAUCGUGACCUGGCGACGCGCAAUUGCUUGAUAAAUGACCAGAUGAUCGUCAAGAUCGCAGAUUUCGGCUUGUCACAAAAGAUAUACCUGCAGGAUUAUUAUAAAGGGGAUGAGCAGGACGCCAUACCUGUCAGAUGGAUGCCACUCGAGAGUAUCCUGUACAACAAGUACACUGUCGAAUCGGAUGUGUGGGCGUUUGCCGUGUGUCUCUGGGAGAUCUUUAGCUUUGCGUUACAACCGUAUUAUGGAAUGACGCACGAGGAAGUGGUCAAGUACAUCAAGGAGGGCAACGUGUUGCGCUGCCCGGAUAACACGCCGCAAUCGAUUUAUGAUCUAAUGAAGCUCUGUUGGAACAGGCGGCCAUCCGACCGGCCUACCUUCCGUACAAUCUAUCAGACUCUUGAUGGUAUUAAGCAGGACUUGGAGGCGGAAUGCAAAUCGGAUAGUGUCCCGUUACGCAUCCGCGUAUGAAUGUAAUAAUAACAAUAAUAAUCGAUAUUUCUCGUAAUGGCGUGCAGUGUGAAAUUCGUGUGAGAUGAUUUAAGAGAAA
Molecule: messenger RNA, 2089 nt
Organism: Pogonomyrmex barbatus (red harvester ant)
Lineage: Eukaryota; Metazoa; Arthropoda; Insecta; Hymenoptera; Formicidae
Gene: Nrk
Product: Neurospecific receptor kinase
Biological process (GO): cell surface receptor protein tyrosine kinase signaling pathway; multicellular organism development; positive regulation of kinase activity
Cellular component (GO): signaling receptor complex; plasma membrane
Molecular function (GO): transmembrane receptor protein tyrosine kinase activity; Wnt-protein binding; ATP binding
Source: RefSeq, a predicted model, not a curated record